AUGGCUAGCAUCAACGGUGCACCCCAGGUCAAUGGAAUCAAGUCCGCUCCGCGCUUCCAGCUAGCUUCGCGCCUGAAGGAGGGUCGUGCUCUUGCGCAGGAUGUCUGGUCGGUCUUCAAUGCAGCGAAUCUGCCUUCAGAUUGCAUUAAUUUGGGCCAGGGUUAUAUGAACUUCCCACCUCCGCAAUGGGUGAAAGAUGCUGCAGAUGAAGCACUCAACACCACGUCUGCGAAUCAUUACUCGCACCCUAAGGGACGAAUGAGGCUCAGACAGGCUAUUAAGAAGCGUUAUGACAAAAUAUUAGGCAGAGACCUUGAUGUUGAAACCGAGAUACUGGUUACCAGCGGUGCGAACGAGGGCCAAUACUCGGUGUUCACUGCAUUUCUGGACCCUGGAGAUGAAGUGAUCAUGUUUGAGCCAUACUUCGAUCAGUAUCUGCCCUCUGUGGUCUUUAACGGAGGAAAGCCGGUCUAUGUACCUCUUCACCCGCCUCCAGAGGCUAUGGAAAAUACUACAAGUAAUGACUGGACGAUUGAUUUUGACGAGUUGCGGCGAGCUUGCGGGCCAAAGACAAAGAUGAUCAUUAUAAACACGCCGCACAACCCGGUCGGUAAAGUUUUCACAAGAGAGGAACUCGAAAAGAUUGCGGACGUCGCGAAGGAAUUCAACGUCCUCGUGAUGUCCGACGAAGUCUAUGACUGCUUGGUCUUUGACGGCAAAGAACAUGUCCCUAUUGCCACGCUACCUGGAAUGUGGGAUCGUACUGUUUCCGUUUAUUCCGCAGGAAAGGCUUUCGCAGCAACAGGUUGGCGUGUUGGCUAUCUGAUUGGUCCAGAACAUAUUAUCGCCCCGACUCUCGCGGCUAGUACUCGCAUCGUCUUCUGUUCCAAUUCUCCGCUUCAGGAGGCAGCGGCCGCCGGUCUAGAACAGGCUGAUGAACGCAAAUUCUUCGAGAUCCAGAACAAGGAGUACGAGGAGCGUCGCAAUGUUUUAGUCUCCGCAUUUGAUCGCCUUGGACUAAAAUACACUAUGCCUCAGGGCAGCUACUUUGUGCUUCUGGAUAUAUCGACUCUUCAUUGGCCAGAAGAUUUCCCUUUCCCGGAGAGCGUAGAAGGUAGAGGUAGGGAUUUCAAGGCAUGCUGGUUCAUAGCUUUGAAACUUGGAGUAUCUUCCAUUCCUGUUAGCGAGUUUUAUUGCGAAGAGCACACUGGCAUCGGAGAACGUUUCGCGCGCUUUGCAUUCUGUAAAGACAUUGAUACUCUGAAGCAGGCUGGAGAGCGCCUCCAGGGCCUUGCAAAAUAUCUGCGGUAA
Fomitiporia mediterranea MF3/22 is the source of this 1311-nucleotide messenger RNA. Its product is annotated as PLP-dependent transferase. The coding region runs from base 1 to 1311 and encodes 436 amino acids. Lineage: Eukaryota; Fungi; Basidiomycota; Agaricomycetes; Hymenochaetales; Hymenochaetaceae. The transcript is spliced from 9 exons. Gene Ontology annotation, cellular component: mitochondrion; cytoplasm. Gene Ontology annotation, biological process: biosynthetic process. The record is from RefSeq and is a predicted model, not a curated record. Gene Ontology annotation, molecular function: L-kynurenine:2-oxoglutarate transaminase activity; pyridoxal phosphate binding.